This is a messenger RNA of Cajanus cajan (pigeon pea), 1286 nucleotides long. RefSeq names its product Chaperone DnaJ-domain superfamily protein. NCBI's taxonomy places the organism in Eukaryota, Viridiplantae, Streptophyta, Magnoliopsida, Fabales, Fabaceae. The record is from RefSeq and is a predicted model, not a curated record.
AGCCAAACUGUCCACAAAUUUCCCGGGAAAAAAUUAAACACAAAAGAUUCGCGGCUCUCAUUCAUCAAAAAUUGAGAGAAGAAAAUCAGAAUUUCCUCUUGGAGAAAAAAAAAAAUUAAAGAUUCUGUCAGAUUCAUGGGUGUUAGUUAUCGUUGAGGGGCCCAGAACCUCUUCUUUCCGUUCACGUCUUCCACGACCAAAAAGAAAGGAUUUCGUGGUCGUGUUAACUCGAAUUGGCAUCGAGUGUAGAAGAGCUUCAAAAAACAGAGGGAAACUAUGAGCAAUCUGAGAACCCUAUGUAGACCUCAGACGGUAUUCUCUUUCAUUAGUUGCAGACACCAAUUUCGUUCUAGGGUUUCGUUUCGGAACCCUAAUUGCAAGUCGCGUUUGCCAUCGCCGUCUCUGUAUUCUACAAUCGGUUAUUGGGGCUCCAGUCCCUGGUUUCGCGCAAAUCAGAGGAGAACUGUGGCCAAGGCGUCAAAUUGGGCUGAACAGAAAUCCCCAUAUGAAACUCUUGAAUUGGAAGGAGAUGCUGAUGAGGAGCAGAUAAAGAAUGCUUACAGACGCUUAGCCAAAUUUUAUCACCCGGAUGUCUAUGAUGGUAGAGGAACCCUUGAGGAAGGUGAAACAGCAGAAGCUAGGUUCAUCAAGAUUCAAGCUGCUUAUGAAUUGCUUAUAGAUGGGGAGAGCCGAAGAAAGUAUGAUAUGGAUAACCGGGUCAACCCUAUGAAGGCAUCUCAGGCAUGGAUGGAGUGGCUUAUUAAAAAGCGAAAAGCUUUCGAUCAGCGGGGUGACAUGGCAAUUGCUGCUUGGGCUGAGCAGCAACAGCGCGAGUUAAACCUUCGUGUGCGUCAACUUUCUCGUUCGAAGAUUGAUCCAGAUGAAACAAGGAGGAUCCUGGCAAGAGAAAAGAAGGCUUCGGCUGAAUAUUACUCCAAUACCCUUAAAAGGCACACACUUGUACUUAAGAAAAGAGAUUUGAUGCGAAGAAAGUCCGAGGAAGAAAAGAAGAAGGUAAUCAGCCAGCUAUUGGCAGCAGAAGGUCUCGAGCUUGAUAAUGAUUCAGAUAGUGAUGACGCACUGUAGUCAACAUGGGGCUCUGUUUCCACAUCCUAAUACUAAUAUUUGGUCAAAUACCAUAGUGUCUCAGCGAAUCUAAUUAUUUUUUAAUCAUUAUUAUACAAAAAAUAGAUGUACAUAUAUUUUGUUAUUUAUUUCCUGUCUCGAAUGAGAAGUUAGUGUUUCAGUUAUAGCUCUCUAUAAUAAAGAGAUGAAAAAUUUGGAGA